UCUCUGGGACACUGUUUUGGUAAUCCAUCUGAUGUUAACACUGAUCCAGCCCCUCCUCAGGAGCCAAACAGCUCCAGACGAAGCAGAAAUAACCACGGACUUUCAGCUGCAGAUCCAGUUAUUUCUCAGCCUGAAGUCCUACCAGGCACUCCACAGGAUCAGCAGCACAAGCAGACUCAGAGGACUGUCAGCUGUAUCUCCACCCACUCCACCAGAACCAGAAAAGUUAAUGGUACCAGUUCAAACUCUGUCUGCCACCCGCAGGACCAAGAUGAUGAUCCAUGCUUUGAGUCACCUCCACCCUGCCGUAGCAUCUCCCAGAGCUCAGAAGACGAGGCACUGGAAGCAGAGUGUAGUCCAGAGCUGGAGUUGAAAUGUCCUCAAAUACCCAGACCCUCCAUUAUUAUCAGACAACCCAAGGAAUCAGAAUUCCAGGAAACGGCGUCUGACAGGUCGGACUGUAGAGAGACAGAGGAUGGAGGGUUAUCAGGGAGGAGUGUCAUGGCGGAGCCAGACUAUCUGGAGGGAGACUGUGAUGAGCUCAUCAAACCUAAGAAGCUGAUCAACCCAGUCAAGAAUUCCCGUAACCACCAGGACCUGCACCGAGAGCUGCUCAUGAACCAGAAGAGGGGUCUGGCUCCUCAGAACAAACCUGAGCUGCAAAAGGUUCUGGAGAAAAGAAAGAGGGAGCAACUUCUUAAAGCUCACAAGGAGGAACAGGAGGCCCACAAGAAGAGGAGCGACCUCGAGAUAGAGCUCAUGAAAAGACAACAGAAACUAGAGCAGCUGGAGCAGGAGCAACAGAAAAUUGAGGAGGAACAGGAGAACACCCCAGAGUUUGUGAAGAUGAAAAGCAACCUGCGCAGGACCAAGCAGGAGACCGAUGGGGAGGAACGAACCACCUAAAAACCAGCACGGGUGUCUGGGUCUGGCUGAUUGUGCGUGUGUUUGUGAGCACGGAGGCGUCAGGAGUGUGUGUACAAAAGAGAGAGAGUGUUGUCUGUGGUGCACGGUGUUAACUUGACCGUGGUCCGAGACGAACUUCCUGGCUUUCCCAACCUAGCUGUUCCUUCCUGAAGUGAGGAGAGAGACUUUACAGACUAAAGGCCCCCCCUCUGUCUGACUGCCACGGACUGCCAGUACUCACCUCUGCUCCUCACGCACACCUAGCAGCACACAGCACCCCCCGCAGAAGGGACCUAACACAGACAUGUUACAUGUUACACGCCUUUCAAAGAGGGCAGUCGAGCUUCGAAUGAGCUCUGAUGGAGAAACAAAACAACCAAACACACACAGGAGUUUUCUUCCCCUCUGUUUCAGUCCUUUCUCCACAUCAAGCUGUCGUUUCUCUUUACUGUUAUCAGUGUUGUUAUUGUUGUCGUUUUUUUUUUUUAUUGUUCUCAUCUUCAGAAUCAAAUAAGGAAAAGUGGACACUGGAUGGACUCUUGAAGCUGUGUAAUGUAAAAGCCAAACAAAUGUGCUUUUGUUAUUUAUGUUUCUAGCUUUUAGCCCAGGUAUAGGGGAGGACACUUUUAGUCGUUCUGUAUUUUAGUUUGUUUUACGGUAUAGUUUAUGAAGCCAGAACAGGACAAAGGGAGUGUAUGCUUGUGUGAAACAUUCAAGUUUGCUUUGUUGUUUUUUUUUUUUAUUUUAUUUUAUUUUAAACAUGCCAUUUCCUCAGCUAAUGCAAUUUUGAGCAAUAGUAGAACUCCCAGGCAUGAGAGUGACAUUUUCUUUAUAUACUCUGUUGUUUUGUAUGAAUAAAAGUGUUACUUAAUAAAUAAUUUAAGUUUUUUUUUUUAGGUUGAUCAAUAAGAAUAAGCCUUGAGCCCUGUCUGAUCAGUCCUUGUGUGCUUUUACCAACAAAUAAUUUCAUAGAAGUCCUAAGUAUAAUUGCAAGUGUGAACUUGUAGGCCGCCUGUCAUCUUGGGAUAUCUGCAUGGCUCCUGAAACAGCUCUGAAAAGCAUCCAAGAACUUUAUCACUUCAGUAUUUUGUCUUUAUUUACAUUGGAGCCAUAGAUGUGAAGACAGGUCAUUUAAGUCAAUAAAUCUGAACUGAAGUGGGUGUUAACUGCAAAACUAUUUAACUAGUAUGUGUAGCCAGCACCACACACAAAUUCCAAAAUGGCUACACAAUGUCAGAAACUGUGAUUACUUUGGAUGUUAAAGUGCAUGUUUAGUGGUUAUUGAAAAAUCACACAAAAUAAUAUUAUGGGUCCAAAAUUCUGGUUUGUGGGUCUCUGAGAGACGAUAGCUGUUAUUAUCAUGGGAAGAAGCAGAUUUACAACAAUAUAACCCUGUGUUCCUCGCUCCUCAGAAUUUUCUUUUAAAUAAACAUAAUUUUAACAUG
Molecule: messenger RNA, 2351 nt
Organism: Toxotes jaculatrix (banded archerfish)
Lineage: Eukaryota; Metazoa; Chordata; Actinopteri; Toxotidae
Gene: fam107b
Product: family with sequence similarity 107 member B
Exons: 5
Coding region: 502-906 (134 amino acids)
Source: RefSeq, a predicted model, not a curated record